CAAGUAUCAUACAACAAGGACGUUUACGCCAUGAAGACUUUUCUUUGAGAAAUCGGGAGGCUUUUCAAGAAAAAUCAGAGUUUCUAUCAAACAAGAGUACGCGCAUCAAGGACAGCAAAUCAAAUGUAAAAGCUUAUCCAGAUUGCAACAUAUUAAAGAGGGCAAAGAAGAGCUACCUCAAAUAUUUGUGGAAAGAAAAGGGGAAUCAAGAAUUCUACGGCUGAAAUUGAAGAAACAUGAGUGCAAGCAAUUCCUCUAAUGAAAUCACAGCUGACCCCCUCGGACGAAGCGAUGUCCAAAUCGGGGUUGAAGUCGCCUUCGCUGUGUUGAUCUGUCUGAUCAGCUUUAUUGGAAAUUCCUUGGUUGUUUACGCCAUUCACCGCGAUCGCAGACUUGACACCAUAACGAAUAUGUUGAUUGAAAAUCUGGCGUUCAGCGAUAUUCUUAUGGCGUUGCUGCAUAUGCCAUUUUGGAUAGUAAGUCUUCGGUAUGGAAAAUGGAUCUUUGGUCACGUGCUUUGUCAAAUGGUUGGGGUCACACAACUCAUUUUUGGAAUUGUGUCACUGUUGACAAUGACAGGAAUUGCCAUCAAUCGUUACUUCAAGGUCGUCAAACGCAAACUGUAUAUUAAGUUCUUCUCCAACAGGAAAGCAACAUACGCGGGAAUUGCGUUUUGUUGGUUCGCAUCUACUGCUGUAAACACACCGCAAUUGUACGGCUGGGGAAAAAUUGACUAUCAUGUCAAUUUCUCCGAUUGCACCUGCGUCUGGGCUUUGGAUGAUGUAUCAUUCAUCAUAUUUUUGUGCGCUGCUACAAUCUUCAUUCCAGCCACAAUCAUAUUCAGCUGCUACUUUGUGAUUUACAGAACUGUCCGUGAGAGCGCACGUCGUGUACACGGGCACGCAGCCUUACCGAACGCCACCAAAACCGAAGACAAGACCGAAAACAAAGUUUUGAAAACAUCGCUAGUGGUGGUUUGUGUCUACAUGAUUUGUUGGACCCCUCUGUCAGUAAUUGGCUUCAUAGAGGUUUUCGGAUCAAGAAGUCCACGAAUGUUUUAUUACCUGGCUUACGUCCUCGUCUACUGCAGUAAUAUGACGAAUCCGUUCAUUUACGGGAUAAUGAACCCCCAGUUCAAGAACGCAUUUGCUUGUAUACUGCAACUACGGGAUUCUACUGCUAGUGAAGCCGAAAGAGUGUCGGUAUCGCGAAAUAUAGCUUCUAACGUGGACCUGGCAGAAACAUAUAUUUCAACUGCACAAGCAGUGCCUGUGUAAACUAGUCAUCAUUACGCUUAUCGCUUUCAUGGAAGGAAAAGUAUCUGCAAACAUCUAUAGUCAUAGCAGUUUUGUUCAGGGAAAGAUUUCUGAGGCACACUCUAGUAAGCGGACAGUUCUCUGCUCUGGCCGCCCUGGACGCGUCACAACAAUAAGAUAUGUGGAAAUUGUUUUUAGCUGAAAUUAGAAUAUGUUGAUAAUUUGGCAAGGUGUACAGGCAUCAAGCAAAGAAGAACAAACAAAACCAGGAGUUGAAGGAUAUUAAGAUAUUUUACGCAGGUUAUAAGCUCGAAAAGUUAAAGCUAAUUUGUUAGGUGUUUGCAAGGUGAAGAGUUCUUCUAUUUCAAAUUUAGUUCUUCAUAGUUUCGUCAAACUACGAAAGAAAACAGCCCGAACGCUUAUUUGUUUUGUUUUGUUUUUUUUUAAUUAUUAUUUUGACUAUUUUUCUAAGAGCCCGAAUGAAAAGUCUAUAAAGUAAUAUCAUGAUAUCUCCAUAAUUUGCAUACCUUUUCUUUAUGGAUUUGCCCAAACGGAAUCCCAGACGUGGUGAGAAGCUGAUCCGUUAAUAAAACGAAAAAGUUGUUUGAGUAAGAAGACGCAUUCAUCAUAAGUCUUUAUCCCAAAUCUCUGCAUAAUACGAAUCCCCCCCCUCUCCUUUUCCAAAAAGGGGAACUAGAACAAACCACUAGAACAAGAACUAGAACUGAGUUAAACAACGGAACAAGUAAAGCAUCAAUUAGCAAGUAAAGCAUCAAUUAGCUUUUUGAAUAAGUGAAUAAAUAAACAAAAUUAACACACCGUAUUGUCGAUCAUGAUCCGCUCAAGGCUCAACAAGCCCUUAAUGUUAGUAGAUAACCAGAAUAUUGUAUCUGAAUUGAUUGCGUAGUACAUUUAACCAUUUUACUUUGAAAAUAUACGAAGAUUGAUGUGUAUGAUGACAUUUCCAAGCAACUUAUGCGGCAUUGUGAUAAGAGUUUAUCUAAAGUAGUCUAAGUUUAGUAUAUAAAAAAUAUCUAAAACAAAAUUAACUAGCAAAAAGAACAAUAUAACGAUAAAUUACGUGUAAGGCCCGGAUGAUAUAUUUUAGGUCAGGUCUUUUGGGAUUCUGACGAUUUGUACAUUACUCAUUACGAUGACAAAACUUUCCUAGCUAGGAAAUCAGAAGUAAAUAGCGUGGUAAUGUAAAAAGGUAAUAAAAAGGUUGAAUAAAUUAAAAGCGUAACGUAAAAAUUGCUUUGA
This is a messenger RNA of Pocillopora damicornis (cauliflower coral), 2516 nucleotides long. Its product is annotated as melanopsin. Gene Ontology annotation, biological process: G protein-coupled receptor signaling pathway. Gene Ontology annotation, cellular component: membrane. Lineage: Eukaryota; Metazoa; Cnidaria; Anthozoa; Scleractinia; Pocilloporidae. The record is from RefSeq and is a predicted model, not a curated record. Gene Ontology annotation, molecular function: neuropeptide Y receptor activity.